AACCUAAAAACCAAUAGAAAAAGAAAAGCCCAAGUGCCUCCUACAAAACCACGAACAAGCGAGUCCUUCUGUUUGGUCUCUGCAAUUUGCGUUUAUUCUUCCCCUCCGAAUGCACCAUAUUCAUAUUUCCCCUUCAAAUCCCUAAUCCGCUUCCAAUCCCAAUGGAGGAUUCCGAGGGAGUCCUCAGCUUCGAUUUCGAGGGCGGCCUCGACGCCGCUCCCUCCUCCGCCGCCGCCGCCGUUCCCUCCGGCCCCCUCGUCCAGCACGACUCCUCCGCGGCAGCUUCCGCCGUGUCCAACGGAGGCCACGCCGCCCCCGCCCCGUCCACGGCGGACCCCGCCGGCGGCAACGUCCCGGGGCGGCGGAGCUUCCGGCAGACGGUUUGCCGGCACUGGCUGCGCAGCCUGUGCAUGAAGGGCGACGCGUGCGGGUUCCUGCACCAGUACGACAAGGCGAGGAUGCCGGUGUGCCGCUUCUUCAGGCUCUACGGAGAGUGCCGAGAACAGGAUUGCGUCUAUAAACACACCAAUGAAGACAUCAAGGAGUGUAACAUGUACAAGUUGGGAUUUUGUCCUAAUGGACCUGAUUGUCGAUAUAGGCAUGCAAAAUCUCCUGGACCUCCACCUCCUGUUGAAGAGGUUCUUCAAAAGAUCCAACAUUUAUUUUCCUACAAUUAUAACUCAUCCAACAAAUUUUUCCAACAAAGAGGUGCUAGUUAUAAUCAACAAGCUGAAAAACCCCAGCUUCCUCAAGGAACUAAUUCUACAAACCAAGGGGUGACUGGAAAACCAUUACCAGCAGAGUCGGGAAAUGCCCAGCCACAGCAACAAGUUCAGCAGUCCCAGCAGCAGGUUAACCAGAGCCAAAUGCAAAAUGUUGCUAAUGGCCAGCCUAAUCAAGCAAAUAGAACUGCAACCCCUUUACCUCAAGGAAUAUCUAGGUAUUUUAUUGUUAAAAGUUGCAAUCGUGAAAAUUUGGAGUUAUCUGUACAACAAGGAGUUUGGGCAACUCAAAGGAGCAAUGAAUCCAAACUAAAUGAAGCAUUUGACUCUGUGGAAAAUGUGAUAUUAGUUUUCUCAGUCAACCGUACUAGACAUUUCCAGGGUUGUGCAAAGAUGACAUCCAGAAUUGGUGGUUCUGUUGCUGGGGGGAAUUGGAAAUAUGCUCAUGGAACUGCACAUUAUGGACGAAAUUUCUCUGUUAAAUGGUUGAAGUUAUGUGAACUGUCAUUCCACAAAACUCGCCAUUUAAGGAAUCCAUACAAUGAGAACUUACCAGUGAAGAUAAGUAGAGAUUGUCAGGAGCUGGAGCCCUCUAUUGGAGAGCAGCUGGCAUCCUUGCUUUAUCUUGAGCCAGAUAGUGAACUUAUGGCUAUCUCGGUUGCAGCCGAAUCUAAACGGGAAGAAGAGAAAGCCAAGGGAGUGAAUCCAGAUAAUGGAGGAGAAAAUCCAGAUAUUGUACCAUUUGAAGACAAUGAAGAAGAGGAAGAAGAAGAGAGUGAUGAAGAGGAGGAGAGCUUCAGUCAUGGUGUAGGGCCAGCUGGCCAAGGCAGAGGUAGGGGAAGAGGUAUGAUGUGGCCGCCUCAUAUGCCUCUUGGGCGUGGAGCCCGACCCAUGCCUGGAAUGCAGGGCUUUAACCCUGUAAUGAUGGGUGAUGGGUUAUCGUAUGGGCCUGUUGGUCCUGUUGGACCUGAUGGCUUUGGUAUGCCAGAUCUUUUCGGUGUGGGACCCCGUGGUUUUGCUCCAUAUGGUCCUAGGUUCUCUGGUGAUUUUGGAGGUCCCCCAGCAGCCAUGAUGUUUCGUGGGCGACCAUCUCAACCUGGGAUGUUUCCAAGUGGUGGGUUUGGGAUGAUGAUGAAUCCUGGACGUGGUCCUUUCAUGGGUGGGAUGGGGGUUGGAGGUGCAAAUCCACCAAGAGGUGGUAGGCCAGUUAAUAUGCCUCCAAUGUUUCCACCACCUCCACCGCUACCACAGAACGCAAACCGUGCUGCCAAAAGAGAUCAAAGAACUGCUGAUCGGAAUGAUAGGUUUGGUUCAGGAUCCGAGCAGGGUAAGAGUCAAGACAUGCUCAGUCAAAGUGGCGGACCUGAUGAUGACGCACAGUAUCAACAAGGAUACAAAGGGAACCAAGAUGAUCAUCCUGCUGUGAACAACUUCAGGAAUGAUGAUAGUGAAAGUGAGGACGAGGCACCUAGGAGGUCAAGACAUGGAGAGGGGAAAAAGAAACACAAACUAUAAUCAUUAGCUAGUUAAUGCUUUCACCAAGCACGACAUAUUGAUGAUCAACUAACCUGGAUGCCAGUUUCCAAUGCUUUUUAUUUUUGACAGAUUUCUUUGUAUGAGUUCUUUUCUCCCCCCCUCUCAAGAGACCCGGGGGCUGGGUUGCUUCAGAAAAGAUUUAAAACUCUGUUCAUCGAUCAUAUAAUUGUUACAUAUUGUUCAUUGGACAUUUAAUGUUAAUGUAUCAGGAUCAAAACGGUAAUUUAGUAUGCUCGGUAAAUGUACACCUAUGUAUUUGUAAAGGGAUCGUAACAUUUGAGUUCUGAAUGAAAAAGGUGGGAUGAUUCAUACCUUGCAAGUUA
Molecule: messenger RNA, 2581 nt
Organism: Glycine soja
Lineage: Eukaryota; Viridiplantae; Streptophyta; Magnoliopsida; Fabales; Fabaceae
Product: 30-kDa cleavage and polyadenylation specificity factor 30-like
Exons: 7
Coding region: 162-2237 (691 amino acids)
Biological process (GO): regulation of mRNA splicing, via spliceosome; mRNA splicing, via spliceosome
Cellular component (GO): nucleoplasm
Molecular function (GO): N6-methyladenosine-containing RNA reader activity; metal ion binding; mRNA binding
Source: RefSeq, a predicted model, not a curated record